Molecule: messenger RNA, 1952 nt
Organism: Oryctolagus cuniculus (rabbit)
Lineage: Eukaryota; Metazoa; Chordata; Mammalia; Lagomorpha; Leporidae
Gene: SLAMF7
Product: SLAM family member 7
Biological process (GO): T cell activation
Cellular component (GO): membrane; external side of plasma membrane
Source: RefSeq, a predicted model, not a curated record
AUUAGAGGGAACUGUGUGCCCUUUCGUGGCUGAGAUCCACAGAACGAUAUGGCUGGUUUCCCUACACUUAUCAUGCUCCUCUUUCUCCUCUGCCAGCGCUCAGUGUUGGAAGCCUCAGGAGUACGGAAGGAGCUGGUCUGUGCCCAGGGUGAAUCUGUGACUUUUCAUCUGAAUUUCACAGUGAAGCCAAUUGACAGUAUUGUCUGGACCUUCAACUCCAUCACUCUUGUCACCAUACAGCCAGCUGAGGGAGACGGCAAUGACACUGUCAUAGUGUCUCAAAGUCGUAACAAGGAAAGGAUGUACAUCCCAAGUGGAGGCUACUUCCUGAAUCUCAACAAACUCAUGAAGAAUGACUCGGGUGUCUACCGUGCGGAGAUACACAGCUCAUCAUUCCAGUUUCCCAUCACCCAAGAGUAUGGGCUGCGUGUCUAUGAGUACCUGUCAAAGCCCACGGUCACCAUGGCUCUGCAGAGCAAUAAGAAUGGCACCUGCAUGACCAAUCUGACAUGUUCCAUGGAACAAGAAGCAGAAGAUGUGACCUAUAGCUGGAGGGCCCUGGAACAGGCAGCCAAUGUAUCCCAUAAUGGCUCCAUCCUCCCCAUAUCCUGGACACUGGGAGAGGUAGACAUGACCUUCAUCUGCAUAGCCAGAAACCCUGUCAGCUUCAACUCCUCCAGACCCAUCUUUGUCCAGAAGCUCUGUGAAGGUGCUGCUGGUGACCCAGAUUCCUUCAUUGUCUACAUGUAUCUCCUGUGGGUGCCCAUCCUGCUCUGUCUCCUCGUACUAGUGCUAGUAUUUUUGAACAUACGAAGAGAGAGAGGAAAAGAGGCCAAGGAAAAGAAGAAGAGAAUGGAUUCUCAACAGGAAAUUCCUAACUUCUGCCCACAUUCAGGAGAGAAUGCAGAAUAUGUCACAAUCUCCUACCCUGCCAAUACUAGCCCAGAGGAAGAUCCAGCAAAUAUGUUAUAUUCUACUGUGCAGAUACCAAGAAAGGUGGAGAAUCCCCCCUCACUGCCUGGGACACCAGACACAGCAAGGCAAUUUAGCUAUGAGAAUGUCAUCUAGACAGCAGUGUACUCCAUCAAGUCUUUACCUAAAAGAAAAUUAUCAAAUGACGUCAGUGAUCUGAUCAGAAGCAUCAAGGACUAACGAGGAACUUUGACUUCUUAUAGAACAAACUAUCAUUGAUGAUCAUCCUGGUUUAAGAACUCAAAAUUCUGCUCACUGUCCAGAAAUUUUCUCAAACCAUUUCUUCUUAGAAAUACGGCUGAAAAUUUGUCAGAGAACUCCAAGAAAAGAGCUUAGAAGUGACUUUGUUGAAAUGGGGAUGUAAAUCAGUGUCACAGGUAUUAAUGACAGCCCCUGUCAUAUUAACAAUGGCUCCCAGCCAGUCUAGUGUCUCAUCUCUCCCCAGAGCUUGGAGAUCAGAAUAAGCCAAGAGUCUGCUUGCUAGGAGGGCAGGAAGGCCAAAACAGCACGUCCAGCAGAAGCAGAUGUAGAUCUAUUGAUGGACUCACCCAUGCUCACUGUGCCUAGCACUGGGCUGAGCUUACCAUCCUUGGUUAAAAACCAUCUUGAAAAAGUGGCUUGGGCUGGCGCCGCGGCUCAAUAGGCUAAUCUUCCACCUAGCGGCGCCGGCACACCAGGUUCUUGAACCGGUCGGGGCGCCAGAUUCUGUCCCACUUGCCCCUCUUCCAGGCCAGCUCUCUGCUGUGGCCCGGGAGUACAGUGGAGGAUGGCCCAAAUGCUUGGGCCCUGCACCCCAUGGGAGACCAGGAGAAGCACCUGGCUCCUGCCUUUGGAUCAGCGCGGUGCACUGGCUGCAGCGCGCCAGCCAUGGUGGCCAUUGGAGGGUGAACCAACGGCAAAGGAAGACCUUUCUCUCUGUCUCUCUCUCUCACUAUCCACUCUGCCUGUAAAAAAAAAAAAGAAAAAAAGAAAAAGAAAAA